AGUUGUUACUGAACCAAUUAGGAAAACGAAAUGGCAAUGGAGUCUUUCUACAGAAAUGCUGUAUUUAUUAACAAAGGAAUUAAAGAAUUUACCAAGGAAGGAUACAACAAAGCUGAAGAAUCUUUCGUCCCAAAUGCCCUUGAUGUUGAUUUGUCGGAAAAGGCUUUUAUGGUAACUGGCGCAAACAGUGGUAUAGGAAAAUCUGCAGCUGAAAUGUUUGCGCAAAAGGGUGGUACUAUACACAUGGUUUGCCGAAAUCCUGAGCAGGGUGAGGAAGCCAAAAAUGACGUUAUUCGAAAAACAGGAAAUCAGAACAUCUAUCUCCACAUCCUUGAUAUGUCAAAACCAAAUCACAUUUUUGAAUUUGCAAAAAGCUUCCAAGAAAACCAGCCAUUGUUAGAUGUUCUAGUUAAUAAUGCAGGUUGUACGAUCAAAACAAGAGAAAAACAAGAAGAUGGACUUGAAGAGAAUUUUGCAACCAACACUCUUGGAACUUACAUCCUAACAACUGAAUUAAUUCCUCUACUUAGAUCUAGUGAAGGCAGAGUGAUAACUGUAUCAUCAGGUGGCAUGUACACAGCAAAACUAAACAUUGAGGAUUUUAACAGUGAUAAGAUGAGCGAGUUUGAUGGUACUUUUGUCUGUGCUCAAAAUAAGCGUCAACAAGUUGUGAUGACAAGCCAAUGGGCAAAACUACAUUCAAAUAUACUGUUUUCCACUAUGAACCCCGGUUGGACAGACACCCCCACUGUGAGAACAUCAAUGCCGGCGUUCUACAAUACAUUCAAGGAGAAACUACGAUCUCCAGAGCAAGGAGCAGACACCAUUGUCUGGCUUGCGAUCGCUGAUAAACCAAAAAAGCUAGAAAAUGGCCAAUUUUUCAUAGAUAGGAAAGUUGCUUGUCCACAUCUGCCUCUAGCCUGGACAAAAUCAACCCCGGAAGAAAAUGAACAAUUGAUGGUGAAACUUAAAAAACUCUCUGAAUCUAUUAAGUCACGGAUGUCUGAAGCGGCAGCUUAGCCUACUUAACUUUAAGCCUAAGUAUAAUGUACUAUGCUAUGUGCUAUGGCCAGGCAAUAUAUUCGUUUACAUCCCACCAUGUGAGCUACUGUAGCUGCUUUUUCAAGAAUAUAAGUUUUAAAUUGUAUUUUAUUAAUUUCUUCUUUAUUCUGGGUAGAAGUCCAAUACAUGGUUUUCCUUAAAGUGUCUUUCAUUGACUGUGAGUUAACUGGGUACACACUGCGUCAUUCGACUGUUUCUUGAUCUGACGAAUUCUCUCCACUCUCUGACGUGAGUCCCUAAUCAACACAACGCCCCUGCUGAUUGUUGAUGGCAGCCAAAAACUAUAGAUUGUCAUAAAAAAUGAUCUGUCGAGCGCUGCCUCGUUAAAUUGUGCUCUCGAUGGAAUCAUGUCGGCCAGCGAGACUGUCGGCGCAGUGAGUGGCCGGCUUAAGAAAGACAAUUUGCAUUAAAGUAUAUUAAUUUAUUAUAAUUAUAUAAUUAUUAUUACCAUAUAGGCCCAAUACUAAAUUUCAGCUAAGUGUUCAGUAAUCUGGCGCAAUAAUCUUGAAUGAAUUAUCUCUUACGAUAAGGAAUGCAAAACAUAGUUAGAGUUUCAAAAAGAAAGUUUAUUACCAGUGUAUAAAGCCGGGCACAGCUCCUGACGGUCGUCGGUCGACGCGAUUCUAUGAAGGACCAGGGGCGGAUCCAGAAAUAUUCUGACGGGGGGAAGGGGGAGCAAUAAGUAUCCACACUCACCUCACCACCAUGGUUGGGGCUGAGGUGAGCAAAUUUUAAGAAAAGACGCAGUGUUCCUCGAAAUAAAUAACUUCCUACUUACGGGAGCUAUGCUUCCCCUCCCUUAGACACCAGUCCCCUCAUGAGCGUCACAAAGGUUUAAUCAAUUACCUAUAGUCUGGGAGUCGCAAAGCAAAUUAUGAUUAUGGCACAUCUAGAUGCCCGGAAAUGGCACUCAUUCAGACUUUAAUAUUUUUUCUCUUUUUUAUUUUUGUUAUUUUGACAAAUGUAGGGUGGCCCUGGCCGGCCGGCUGAACACCCUACCCCCACUGGAUUAUUAUGAUAUAUGCCAUACAGUCUAUGUCAGAAACACGCUGUCAUUUAUUAAAGCCAUUGGGGAUCAGGGUGCUAUAGAGCGAGGACCUUACUGGACCCUCAUGGGUUGGGGAACUAAAGGGGCCCUAAGGUCCGAUGGCAUACGGACCACCGCACGAGAGCGCAUAGGCGUUACGCCACUGAGCAUGGAUAGCUGUUCUAUAGCUGGGUACUACAUUCUUUUUUAGAUCCUGAUUUAUGAAAUCGUCGGGGAUAUAGCGUUGUGUUCGUCGUCAAUCAAUAGAAAAUUCAAAAUUAGUGAGUGUUAAAACAAUCAAGCUCUUCUUUCGCCCCACUCCUGGAUCCGCCACUGCACCCCCUCCCCCUUCCCCUGCAACGCGAUGACGGGCACGCAACAGAUUG
This is a messenger RNA of Anneissia japonica, 2475 nucleotides long. Its product is annotated as dehydrogenase/reductase SDR family member 12-like. The transcript is spliced from 8 exons. NCBI's taxonomy places the organism in Eukaryota, Metazoa, Echinodermata, Crinoidea, Comatulida, Comatulidae. Bases 31 to 1020 code for a protein of 329 amino acids. The record is from RefSeq and is a predicted model, not a curated record.